Molecule: messenger RNA, 1243 nt
Organism: Mercurialis annua (annual mercury)
Lineage: Eukaryota; Viridiplantae; Streptophyta; Magnoliopsida; Malpighiales; Euphorbiaceae
Product: protein SRG1-like
Exons: 4
Coding region: 51-1001 (316 amino acids)
Source: RefSeq, a predicted model, not a curated record
UAACAAUUUAAAUUUCUAUUAGUCGGCUGUAAACAAGAGUUUGAGUCAAGAUGGUCGUUGUUGAAGCAAAGAACCUUCACUAUUCUCUGCCAGUUCCGAGUGUUCAAGAAGUUGCAGCCCAACAGCUUGAGACGGUGCCACCCAGAUACAUCCGAGAUGAUACCACAUCUUCUGCUGAUGGGUUUCUUCUUGUACCGUUGAUCGACAUGAGCAAGCUAGUCAACUCUGAUUCCCAAGCUUUAGAGCUUCAAAAACUUCACGCUUCUUGCAAGGAUUGGGGCUUGUUUCAGUUAAUAAACCAUGGAGUUUCGUGUGAGUCAUUGAAGAAGCAAGUUCAAGAAUUCUUUCAGCUUCCUUUGAUGGAGAAGAAAAGGUGGGCACAGAAAGGUGGAAGUCUUGAAGGAUAUGGUCAAGCAUUCGUAACCUCAGAAGAACAAAAGCUCGAUUGGAACGACAUGAUCUUCCUCAAAGCUCUUCCCGUUCAAAACAGAAAAUUAGAAUUCUGGCCGGACAAUCCUCCAAAUUUCAGGGAAACCCUGCAGAACUAUUCUGAAGAUAUCAGGAGGAUUGCAGUUUCAAUAACAAAAUUUAUGGCCGUGAUGCUUGAGCUUGCGGAUGAGGAUCGCGGAUUUUAUCAGGGUUAUCAAGAAGGCAAUUUUGAUGUCAGGCUCAAUUGCUAUCCACCUUGUCCUCAACCUGAGAAAGUUAUUGGAAUGAUGCCACAUGCAGAUAUGUCCGGUAUUACUCUGUUGCUUGAUUGCAACGAUGUACCAGGAUUACAGGUUCUAAAAGAUGGUCAGUGGAUUUAUGUCAAACCUAUUGAUGGCGCCAUUGUCGUAAAUGUUGGCCAGAUUAUACAGAUAAUGAGCAAUGAGAUAUACAAAGCACCAGAGCAUAGAGCAGUGGUAAACAAAUCGAAAGAAAGGCUUUUCGUAGUUACCUUCUGUUAUCCCUACUCAUCUGUUACUGUUGGUCCAGCCAAACAACUUACACAGACAUGAAAUCCACCUCUAUACAAGAGUAGCACAUUGACUGAGUAUUUUGACAGCUUUUACAAUCGGAAUCUUGACGUUUCAUUCAUUGAUAGUUUCAAGAUCUAAAGUGUAAUAGCAUAGAUCUUUGAAUAUGGUAUAAUGAGGGUGAUCGUAAGGUACACAAUAAAAUUCCAAAUAGUUCAGUCAUACAUCACUUGAGGUAAUUUAAUUAUUAGCACUUCUACGUUGAAAGAAAAAGAUAUGAUGUG